UUUAGCAACUUUUAGCAACAAAUCGUUCCGCCUUUAGCAACUUCCUCUGAAAAUUAGUUGGCAACAGUGAAUGGACUAUUCCUUAACGUUCCAUUGGAGUUCGCGAAGUGACGGAGAAGAGCAGCAGGUGGAUGAUAACGGGAAAUGAGUUUGGCUGAAUAUUGUAGAUAGUUUGUAGUUGAAAGUAAAGUGUAGUAAUCCAAAUCGAAGGAGCGUUUAUCGAUUGUGCGUGUGUGUGCAUCACAUCAACAUUAAUACUGUUCAGUAAAUGCAUCUUUGUGAAGAAUCCUUCUCCAGUCCUGUCCAUAUUUGGCCGCCUCAACCAGUGUAAUAUAGAGUUGUCAAAACAACAUUCCAGCAGGAAGUGUUUACACCACAAGACAACAUUCCAGCAGGAAGUCAUUACACCACAAUACAGAGAGUUGUACAGUACUAGUUUAGUGCCAUUACAACAGCACAAAGCACGCAAUCCUUGGAAAAUCUCAGCCAUUAUGUACAGAGUUUUUUUCAUUAUUAAUGUUUUGCUUCCAGCAGCUUCUCCUAGAGGUUCUCACUCUCUACGGAUGCUUCUAACUUGCAUUAAACGACAAACACAACUUCCUGAAUUAACUGGCACAAUGAUAUUGGACGACAUCACAGUAGGAUAUUAUGAUUCUCAGACAGGAAGCUACAUCGCAAGAGCAAAUACUACAAAUGAAGAUGAUGUGAUAGAUCCAAAUCACCUCAAUACCAUAAGUGAUUAUAUGAUUGCUCAUUUUAUGAGAAGAUCAGAUUAUCUGAGACCCAUCAACCACACAGAAAGUCAUGUAGUUUUUCAGGUGAUGGGGCUUUGUGAACAGCUUGACAAUGAUAAACCUGGACAAAUGAUCACCAAGAAUGCAUUUAGAGGCUCUACAAUUGAUGAACUGCGUUUUUUUGAUGGCAAAUUCACAUAUCAGGGUUCUUUAAAUUACACAGCUCAACAAAUAAAACCUACUCUAGAACUGUCCAUGUGGCGCCAUGAGAAUAUAUUCUACCCCGCCUGCAUAAAAACUCUGAAGAAUUACCUUGAAAAGAGAGGAAAGCAAGUAAACAGAAAAUUGAAACCACGAGUCAGACUCAUGCAGAAAGCAAACUCAGAUUCUGGAGGGUUUCGUGUAAAUUGCUUGGCAACAGGAUUUUAUCCUCGUCACAUCAACCUGACCCUGUUCAGAGACGGGCAGCCUGUAGCUGAUCAUGAGAUCAUUGGAGGAGAUCUGCUGCCCAAUGGUGACGGGACGUACCAGAUGAGGAAGAGUCUAGUGAUCAGUGCUGCAGACAAACACAAAUACACCUGCUCUGUCACACACCUCAGUCUGGACAACAAACUGGACAUUGAUUUAGAGUUUGAUCACGGGGAACCAUUUAAAUCAGUGAUUUCUUCAGUUCUGACGGUUUUGGCUCUGAUGUUGGUGUUUGGAGCUGCAGCUGCUAUAACUGCAUGGAAAAGACGACGUGCAGAUUCAAUUAAAAAUAGUUAUUCUUCUGCUUCUACAUCUGCAGAAAGCGUGGCCACAAAAUCAGAUUUGACGUGAAUGCCAUGACAUUUGAUGUGAAGUGACAUGAAUCUGUAAAUGUUACCUACACAAUUUCCACUAUAAUUCACUGGUUGAGACCUAAGAGGUAAAUUAUUCUAUGUCUGCAAGUGUCAGCCACUGUCACACUGAUUGAUUGAUUGAUUAAUUGUUACACUGUUAUACCUUUCUAUUCCUUUAUGUAGAAGUGGACAUACUUUGUGCCAUUUACACCACAAUUUUUAUUCAUUUAUUUGAUGGUGUUGAUAUGAUAUGUAUAUAUGCUUUAAUCCUUUUUUUUUUGUAAUAUAAAACGAGAUUGAGAUUUUCUUAAAGUUCAUGCUUAUAUUGUUAGUGCUUCCUUUUAUAAAAAUUAUAAAACUAAAGACUCUUUGGAGAUAAUGGAAUAUGCAAUACUACUCUAUAUGUACUGAAGAUUAACAUGAGAUUAGGCAAAACUGUGUGUUAUGUUCCCUUUAACUCCACUCAACUUCAACAUGUGAUAUGAGCCAGAAUCAUACAUGAAUCAAAAUUUCUUCAUUUAGUACAAGCAAUAAAGUUGUCAAUCCUAAAAGUUGAUUUAUC
This is a messenger RNA of Onychostoma macrolepis, 2117 nucleotides long. RefSeq names its product RLA class I histocompatibility antigen, alpha chain 11/11-like. Gene Ontology annotation, biological process: immune response. The coding region runs from base 492 to 1553 and encodes 353 amino acids. The transcript has 8 exons. The record is from RefSeq and is a predicted model, not a curated record. Lineage: Eukaryota; Metazoa; Chordata; Actinopteri; Cypriniformes; Cyprinidae. Gene Ontology annotation, cellular component: external side of plasma membrane.